CCGCCUGCCACAGGACUGACACUUCAGUUUGCUUACGCCGGCGGUGGAAUCGCAGCUGGAACGAGUGAGUUGCAGUUUCUCUUCGCGAUUUCUAUUUCUGUUCCGGGGCUUGAUUUUCCUGUGUGAGGGGUUAACAAAAAAAGUAUUGCGACUCGGAGAAAGGAUCUGCGACAGCUUCAGCUCUGCCCGUACAGUGUAUAGCGCCCCAGGUUGUGGGGGUCUCUCAGCUCUUCGGGUCACCUUGCGCCCCCCUGAUGCCCGGGAUACACUUGUGAGUUGCACAAUGUGACCCCCCAACGCUUCCUAUUCUCCCCGCAGACCCUUUAGACAAUGCGGUUUGCCAGACACCUACAAAGAGCCCUGCUGCAAAGGGAGAGCAGCAACAAUCCUUUAUGGCAAGAAACCUUCCCUUCAUAAAUAAAAGCAGGAACAGCCGGAGAUUAGGAGGCUUGCUGCUGUCAUUCUGGGGAUUCUUCAUGUACACCCUCUAUGUGUUGUGAACCCUGUUCUACCGGAAUGACUAUGGGGGGGCUUUGAAGAAUAGUGAAGAACAUCACAUUUCCUUUUUUUUCGCAUUUUUUUACACUAUGUGCCAAUAUAUUCAUAUUUUUUCCUGUUUUUUUGUUCCUAUUUUUUUAAACCAGCUGCUCUAAAAUAAUUUGCAAUAAUUCUUUUAAGGAAAGGAUAUACGGAGGAAUGUCAUAGGAAUAUAUUGGAGCCUGCCAGAAAUAAAGGGAAAUUCCUCAGCAUUGCACUUUUAUUGUUCUUAUUAAUGUUUUUGGAGACCAAAGGAUUGUUUUCUUAGUACAAACAGACUGGUUUGAAGAUGAUUCCCAGGCGCUCACUGCAGUAUCUGAACUGUUUGCCUAUACUAGUCCUUUUCCCCUGUUCUAUGGUUCAAAGUGGGUCAGAUACAGCCAACAUGGAAAAUUACAGUGCGCUGGUAAAUGUGACCAUUCAAGACCCAAGUAGCAAUCCAGUACUUCUGAGAAUCGACGGAGGGCGCUACGGACUGGACUCCCCCAAAACGGAAGCCAAAGGGCUUCUCCUGACACCGGUACACAUCCAUGGAGCGGCCGAUCGACUUGGCUGUGAUCCUCAAACACGUUUCAAUGUCCCGCCCAACACGAAGCAUUGGAUAGCGCUCCUGCAGCGCGGGAACUGUACGUUUAAGGAGAAGAUCCUGCGCGCUGCAUCCCAUAAUGCCUCAGCUGUCGUCAUUUACAAUAACAACUCCAAGGAAGAGACGGUCACUAUGACUCACCAAGGCACAGGGGAGAUAGUCGCCAUAAUGAUCUCAGAGGCACGAGGCAGAGAAAUCUUGAGCUACGUGGAGAGAAACAUCUCUGUACUUAUGGCCAUAGCCGUGGGUUCACGCAACCAACACAAAAAUUUUAGUCGGGGCUCUUUGGUCUUUGUUUCGAUCUCCUUCAUUGUCCUGAUGAUCAUUUCUUCUGCUUGGCUGAUAUUUUACUUUAUACAGAAGAUAAGAUACACAAGUGCUCGAGAUCGGAACCAGCGCCGACUUGGGGAUGCAGCUAAGAAAGCUAUCGGCAAGCUGACCACGAGAACCGUCAAGAAGGGGGAUAAGGAAACUGAUCCAGACUUCGAUCACUGUGCUGUCUGCAUUGAAAGCUACAAGCAGAAUGAUAUUGUUCGAGUGCUGCCGUGCAAGCAUGUAUUUCACAAAGUGUGUGUGGAUCCCUGGCUUAGCGAGCACUGCACCUGCCCCAUGUGCAAACUAAAUAUUCUCAAAGCCUUAGGAAUUGCUGCUAACGUCCCGUGUACUGAUAAUGUAGCAUUUGAUAUGGAGCGACUUACCAGAAGCCAGCCGCCCAGUCGCAGAUCUGCACCCAAUGACCCUACAGAGGAAGGAUCCCUGAGCUUGGAAUCUUUGCGCUCAUCUAGAAUAUCCCAGGGCCCUCAUGACGUGGAGGCCAUUCCAAGGACUGGGGAAAUUAACAUUUCUGUGACAAGUAGUCUCUUCUUUCACCGUAACUCACUAUCCCCCCGAAGCCUGGGCUAUGAGACGGAGUUGUCCACUAUCGAACCUUCUCUCGACAUUUACGAUGAGAACAAGACUUGAGUUGUCUCCUCUGUCAGACGCCUUGCCAUACCUGUCUCCUCUUAUCCCCCAUCCUGCCAACCCCACUUUAUUUUAACUCUUUACUGUCCUGAUCUUGUGUCCUGUUUCUCAAGUGACGAGCUCAAAGUCAAAAGCACAGUGCCCUGUCCCCUCCCGCCAGUGAAUUGGGAAGCAGCUUUAAAAUCUGGGAGCACUAGACCAUGAUCAACUUUGUCUUUGUGCAUAGUAAAGCACAAAAAAGAGGUUUUUUAUCAGUUCUGUUGCAAAUUGAGCUCUAGAAAAAAAAAAAAUAGUGAUAGAAUCACUUCUGGGAAACUGCUAUAACAUUUCUAUUUAUCACGGCGGAGCUGCAAACGCGAGAGGAGAACUAUAAUUAUUCACUCUAGUUCCACGUGUUCUAUGACAUUUUUGCAUCUUUAAUUGUUCGAAUUGGAACAACAACAAGCUUAUUGAGGAUCAGAAUUCUGAAAAGACCAAAGGUUCUUCGUGAAGCCAAUAGCCUGUUUUCAACCAGCCUGGCAGUUGAUGUUGAGGCUACGUGGGGUGUGUGCCGCUGAUUUUAUCUUUUUGUUUUUUCAAUGCAGUAUUAAUACUACAAAGCACAGUAACAAAGGCAGGAGUUAUGCUGUAUUUUGUGACUUUGAACUGCACAAGUAACCACUUUAUUUGUUCUUUCCAUGCAGUAUGGAUGUAAGUGCAAUCAAGCAAAUACUCGUUUUUUUUUUGUCUACAGAACUGAGGGCACUGUAGGACUGACUAUAUCUGUAGAACAUGGCCAAGGAUCACGCUAAACGCACCGCAAAACCAUUGCCAGCCAGUGCAAUUACAGAUUUUUGUGUUGUCACUUGCAAUGCUGACAUUCUUUUCCCAAAAGACAAUAUGGUGACACACAUUGUGCACGGGAGCUCUAAGACAUUUGUAUCAGCCUGCUAUUCAGUAAUAAGAGCUAUGUUUUAAGGCCUAGGUUACACAACAUGGCUGUCUCCAGGAACAAAUCCAGAAGCUGUUGUAAUUACCAGGUUUUACAGUGGUUCCUGAGAAGGUGAUAUUUUCACAGCUCGCCAUAACAAUAAAAUAGGUUGCCACUGUGAAAAAGCACGAGCUUCAGUAAUUGCUGGGCAGUGUUUCUCAGCGGAGAGAUGUUUGGCUACCGAUAAGGUGUGUAAUAAUGUACAGCAUUGCUCUGUGACUGAAGCGCUCAUGGUGGAGUGAGGUGGGAGGGGACCUUUCCCAGUAGCAAGGACAACCAUUACCGGCCUUGUUAUUCAGCAAUUACCUGCCAGUUAAGCAGCAGUCCUCCUUUGAAGGGACUUAGGAACUGCAAUAAAUAGGAAUUCAUUGAAGACUUUUAACCAGUACCCUGUCAUUUCAUCAGUAUGGUUUUUACUUAAAGGGAAACUGUAGCCUCUUAAUAGUGGUGAUUAUAUUUAAUACUAUUAUAUUAGCCAGUACAGGGUGAGGGUUUAUCCAUGAAACAUUCUUUCUGUGUAUGUUAAUGUGCAGCUGAAUUGAUGCUUAUUGUCGUUAUGGAAUUAUCCACUGAUACUUGGAGAACAACACCGUAUGGUGGGCAAUAGAUUAAACUCUUUUUAGUUAUCCGACCGCUCUGGCAAUAAAUGGAGAUAUGCAGAGAAGGAAUGUUCUUUGGGUACAAGUCUUGCUUUGACACUUUAUUGUGGGGCUUUGGGUAAUGAAAAAUAGUAAAUUGUGCUAGAGUAUAGCUUCCUUUUAAGAAAUUGUUGCACCUUAUUAAAAAGAGUCUAAUAAUGUCAGUUGCAAGGCAAUGGCCACACAAGACACAUCAGUGAUAUUGUAGUAAUACAUUUCUUGCAACUAGAAGGUCAUUCACAGCCAAAGGCUGGCACACGCAAUCUCCAGCAGACUGUUUCCAUCCAAUGGUGGUGGUGGUGUGCUGUGCUCAGAGGCAGGCCAAGCUGGCUGGGCCCCCUAGGCAUCCGGGCCGGCCACCUCAACCCCAGUAUGCGCACACGCAGUGACGUCGCAGGGGGUGGGGCACGUGGUGAUAAGUGGCAGGGGAGGCAAGAGAGUCUGGACCAGGGGUAGGCAGAAGUACCUGCCUAAUGCCCCCACCCCCACUGCACCCUAGGUAGGUGGCUCUUCUGCCUGCCCCUAGUUCUAGCCCUGGGUGUGCUGGCAAUUUUACAUACAAGUGGGUUUUUCUCUUUCUCCCUUUAUUUUGAGCCACCUAUAGAGCGUGUUAGGAGUGGCAGGGAUCUCACCCUUGGGCAGAAUUUACCUACUGUAAAUUUUUCCUACUGAGAUGGGUAUGUUCUGAUUUGUGGAUAGGAAAGAGUUUGGCGAAUGGAUGAGAUCGACCGUGGUGGCAGAUUGUGGGAGUGUGCACCAUUGUCCCAGAAGUCAACAUUUGUAUCAAAUUCAGUGCAUUCCUAUUAUUAUAAUUGCCUUUUUGAGGACAGAGGAGCAGCAUAGAGCCUAGCUGUAAGCUAUAAACUUCAGACUGAGGAUGCUGGGCCAUGUAGCGCUCCAUGUCUUACAUGGCUUCCUAUAGAGAAAGGGCUUGUGGGAACAAAGUAGGCCUUCUAAAAGCCAAACAGUAGCUUGCCCCUGUGGUGCACUUUAUAUGCCUUUUUUUUAUUUUGCGGAGAGUAGUUUACAUGUGCAGUAUUUAAACUGCAGGGAUCUCCUUAUUAAACCGAUUUCUAUAUGACUUUAUGUGUGUGAUGUAAAGAGCAGGGGGGCCAAAUUAGUCAUUUGGGGUAUACACCUGGCCUGUUCUAGGGGUAAUUGCCAUAGGACUGCUGCUUUUAACUGAGCAAAUGCCAGCCUCAAUUUAUAUGCACAAAAUGGUAAAUAAAGCCAAACCUGGAAAAUAAAAAUGUUAAAUCAUACAA
This is a messenger RNA of Xenopus tropicalis (tropical clawed frog), 4959 nucleotides long. RefSeq names its product ring finger protein 130 (gene rnf130). The record is from RefSeq and is a predicted model, not a curated record. The transcript has 8 exons. Gene Ontology annotation, molecular function: ubiquitin protein ligase activity. Bases 827 to 2086 code for a protein of 419 amino acids. Lineage: Eukaryota; Metazoa; Chordata; Amphibia; Anura; Pipidae. Gene Ontology annotation, cellular component: cytoplasm; membrane.